AUGUUCAAGACACACUACGACACAUGGGAUGAUGACACCAUGCGUCAGUCGCGCACGGAGAUGAACGACUUCUUGCAGAUGGAGUUGGAUGAGACUCGUGAGGCUGACGACCGCUCACAAGAGUGGACAGUCCCAGACGGCGAAGGACAAGGCACUAGCAGCGACGAC
Molecule: messenger RNA, 168 nt
Organism: Sphaeroforma arctica JP610
Lineage: Eukaryota; Ichthyosporea; Ichthyophonida
Exons: 1
Source: RefSeq, a predicted model, not a curated record